Puntigrus tetrazona (Sumatra barb) is the source of this 1243-nucleotide messenger RNA. RefSeq names its product MID1 interacting protein 1a (gene mid1ip1a). The record is from RefSeq and is a predicted model, not a curated record. Gene Ontology annotation, biological process: regulation of lipid biosynthetic process. The transcript has a single exon. Gene Ontology annotation, cellular component: cytosol. Lineage: Eukaryota; Metazoa; Chordata; Actinopteri; Cypriniformes; Cyprinidae. The coding region runs from base 79 to 537 and encodes 152 amino acids.
ACAGCAUUCCUUCAGAAACAACUGAGCGCACGAGAGGCAAACACACUACUCUCGAAUCAACCCUCACAAACCAGCACAAUGCAGAUGUCCGAGCCCCUCAGCCAGAAGAACGCUCUGUUCACGGCAAUGAACCGCUUCAUCGGCGCCGUCAACAACAUGGAUCAGACGGUCAUGGUGCCCAGUCUGCUGAGAGACGUGCCGCUGGACAUAGAGAAAGAGCAGCAGAAACUAACCAACGACCCGGGCAGCUAUCUGCGGGAUGCUGAGGCCGACAUGUACAGCUAUUACAGCCAGCUCAAGUCCAUCCGGAACAACAUCGAGUGGGGCGUCAUGCGCGCAGAGGAGCAGAGGCGCAAGAAAGACACGGGAGCGCCGGAACCAGCGCGCACGGAACCCGAGAGCGACACGGACCUGGAGCAGCUCCUGCAGUACCAUCUGAGGGGCCUGCAUGGGGUGCUGUCCAAACUCACCAGCCAAGCCAACAACCUGACCAACCGCUACAAGCAGGAGAUCGGCAUCGCUGGCUGGGGACAGUGAGCUGCAUCGUGGUCUAUUGGAAGAUGAAGAUGAACUAUUCUGAUCUAAUAGGAUCUAUUUUGCCUUUGUGGAAGAGCCUACCGAAGGGACUGAGCGAACUGAAGUUAAACUGUCAAAAGUUAAAAUGCAAGACAAACCGAGAGGGGAAAGUGGGUUUGUUGUAGACUAGUAUUGGUUUUGGUGUUGAUCACUGAUGGGCUGCUUCUUGUCUUGUGGCAUUUUAUUUGCACUGACAGUUUUCCCUUUAAAAAACAAAAACAAAAUCCGUUCAAAUGGCUGGUUGCCAUGCCUUAUCUUGUAUUUAAAUCUAUUUAUGUGCUAUGUAUAAUUGAAAGCUUUUAUUUUUCCAUUCUUUUUCAUUUUGUGAGAGGAAGGUUGUUGUCCUGUGACGUUGCCGUAUGCUCCGGAGGACUGAUAACUUGAAGAACUGAUAGUCUGUACGAGUGAGAACUCCUAUUGAUGAAACAGAAACCCUGUAGAAAAUCCUUGGGAGUAUUUCCUGCUAAUGACCUGAAACUAUUUGUGAAUUAUACUUUGAGUCAAUGACGUGCAUGGCUCUGAAAACCACUCCGUGUGUCAUGAAGAGCAACAUGAGAUUCUGUGUUAAAUUGUGCCUGAAGUCCAGCAUUAUUGUUAAAAACAUUUGCUGCAUUUUGUACUGAAUUGUUUUUUACUACAAAAUAAACUUUUUUUUAAUUUGAAAACA